GAUAUCCUCUCAACGACUUCCCCAAAAUGCCCUUGGACAUGAACACUGGAUAUCCCAAAAAAGAAAAAGUAAGAACCCAAAAGACAGAAUAAGAAAUCAUCAGCAAAAUCACAGAGAGAAGAGCCACAAUCCUCGACACAAUGAUCAAUGUACACCGUCACCUUCUACACCAACCUCAGCCUCUCCUAACCUACCAAUCCAAUUUCCUACCAAUCACAACCCUCUAUUCCACUUCAUUCCCAAUUCGGUCACCAAAAUCAACGGUCCCAAUUCAUCUUCAAAAGCCAUUUAUGUAUGGGACAACUAUAAAAUGCAUGGCAAAUCCAAGGAGAGUGAAAAUGGUAGCUAAACAAAUACAAAGAGAGCUAUCUGAUAUGCUUUUAACUGAUAAAGUGUUACAGUAUGCUGUUUUGCCUGAAGCUGCCUUAGGUGCUGAUAAGUACCUGUCUUCUCUCACUACCAUCAGUGAUGUUGAAGUUUCUGCUGAUUUGCAGGUGGUUAAGGUUUACGUUUCUGUUUUUGGAGAUGAUAGAGGGAAGGAGGUUGCGAUUGCUGGUUUGAAGUCGAAAGCUAAGUAUGUGAGGAGUCAGUUGGGUAGGCGCAUGAAGUUGCGGUUGACGCCUGAGAUACGGUUUAUAGAAGAUGAAGGCUUGGAGAGAGGAAGCAGGGUGAUUGCAAUUUUAGAUAGGAUAAAAGCUGAGAAAGAUAAUGCAGAAAGUCAAGUUGACGAGCUCUCUGACUCUUCCAAUUCAAUCCAAUAUGAUGAGGAUUGGGAGGGUGAUGAUCCGGAUGAAGACAUUAUAUAUGUCAAAUAGUUGCUUCUGUAGAUGAAUGUAUUUAUUACAGUAAUAUCAUUUAGGCAGCCAAGCUUGUCCCAGGUUAGUUUCCCACAGCUUGUGAUUUCCUUAUGAAGGAUGAUACUUUUAGCUGGGUACAUUUUAUUUAUUGAUUUUCAACUUAAAGCAUAAUGAUUUUUGCUCA
This is a messenger RNA of Populus trichocarpa (black cottonwood), 981 nucleotides long. Its product is annotated as probable ribosome-binding factor A, chloroplastic. Lineage: Eukaryota; Viridiplantae; Streptophyta; Magnoliopsida; Malpighiales; Salicaceae. The record is from RefSeq and is a predicted model, not a curated record. The transcript has 3 exons. Gene Ontology annotation, molecular function: ribosomal small subunit binding. Bases 141 to 815 code for a protein of 224 amino acids. Gene Ontology annotation, biological process: rRNA processing; ribosome biogenesis.